UCCAGGCGCGGCGCCUGCAGUCUACACAGGGGCCUUGGCUAAAGGGGAAAAGAGGAAUGGGGAGUCCUGUCAGUGCCCUCCAAAAUGAAGAUCGGGGCACACGGACGCGAGCCGCUGCCCUACGCAAGAGACAGCAACCCGCCGUCCGUCCCGGCCGAGUAGGCCACGCCCCGGGGGACGCGAGCGUGAGGCGCUGUGGGCGGGGUCGCGCUCCGGUCUCGCGAGCUCCUGAGAAGGUCGUAGGAAGCGAAACAUGGCGCUUCACGAGCUGGGCCGUCGUCCGGCCCCGGUGCGCUGGGCUGCUGCCCUGUUCCUCGCCCUGGGCGUGGAACGGGCUCUGGCGCUCCCCGAGGUACAGGCGCGAUUUUGAGAUAUGCAGCCAAUGUCCAGGAAGUGUGCACAACUUCUCCGCCGUGGCAGCCUAUUGUGAGCAGAUCCCAGGGCUAAUGCUGCAUGCCCGCUGCUGCCUGAACCAGGAGGGCACCAUCUUGGGACUGGAUCUGCAGAAUUGCUCUCUGAAAGACCCUGGUCCAAACAUUACUCAGGCACACACUGCUGUCAUCAUAGAGCUGCAAGCAAACCCUCUGCAGGCCGACCUGACCAACACAUUCCGGGGCUUCACACAGCUCCAGACUCUGGUACUUCCACAAGAUGUCAACUGUCCUGGGGGAAUCAGUGCCUGGAAUACUGUCAGCUCUUACACAGACAACCAGACCUGCCAAGGACAGAAGAACCUGUGUAAUAGCACCCAAGCACCAGAUACGUGUCCUGAGAAUGGAUUUUGUGUACCUGAUGGACCAGGUUUCUCACAAUGUGUUUGUGCUGAUGGCUUCCACGGAUACAAGUGUAUGCGCCAGGGCGAGUUCCCGCUGCUUAUGUUCUUCGGGAUCCUGGGAUCCACCACCCUGGCCCUCUCUGUUUUGCUUUGGGGGACCCAGCGCCGAAAAGCCAAGAUUUCCUGAUGCGCAAAGGUCUUUCCUGCUGACUUUAGCCCAGGCAUCUAUGGCCAGCGUAUGCUCCUGGAGACUGAAGCUGCUGCUGGAAGAUGGGAAAUGCACCUGUGGACGCUCUGGUCCAGAAGGGACCAGUACCCCCUUUCCAUUUGGGCGGCUA
Molecule: messenger RNA, 1113 nt
Organism: Ochotona princeps (American pika)
Lineage: Eukaryota; Metazoa; Chordata; Mammalia; Lagomorpha; Ochotonidae
Gene: ATRAID
Product: all-trans retinoic acid induced differentiation factor
Exons: 7
Coding region: 57-962 (301 amino acids)
Biological process (GO): positive regulation of osteoblast differentiation
Cellular component (GO): intracellular membrane-bounded organelle
Source: RefSeq, a predicted model, not a curated record